AUGACAGACAACGCUCAGAAACUGUUCUCGCGGUUAGAGUCUUUCAGAAAUAGUUUGUUAGUGUUCAGUAAAAGGAAGUCGGUUAGAUAUGGAUUGCCUUUUAUAUUAUUUGUAAUUGGCGGAUCAUUUGGUCUUCGAGAAUGGACACAAAUUAGGUACCAGUUUUCAAGGGUAAAGGGUGUUAGUAAGGAAGAAGCUGAAAAAAUGGGACUUCAUAAAACUAAAACAGUGACGCUAGAAAAAGCAUAUGAAGAAAUACAAAAAUUAGAUAUAGAUAAUUGGGAAAAUAAAAGAGGUCCAAGACCAUGGGAGAUGGAUGAUUCUGAGAAAAAA
Molecule: messenger RNA, 333 nt
Organism: Iphiclides podalirius (scarce swallowtail)
Lineage: Eukaryota; Metazoa; Arthropoda; Insecta; Lepidoptera; Papilionidae
Source: the annotation of a GenBank genome assembly